AUGCCCGCGAAUAUUCGUGUCCUCAAGGAUGAUGCUGGUGCCCGCAAUCUUCAGACCGUAUUCCGAGUGUCUCCACUCGGGCAGAAACGACAAGAAGUCCAUUCAAGGAGAACCCAUAAAAAAUCCCGAGCUGGUUGCUUGACAUGCAAGAAGAGAAGAGUUAAGUGUGAUGAAGAAAAACCAGAAUGUCAAAGGUGCAAAAGCCGCGGCGUUGACUGCUGCUAUUCGUCCGAAUUGGAAAUUCCCAGCAAUAAUCAAGAUAGUCUGGGGAUACCUUCUCCAAAAGAUGCUACUUUUCCCUCUCUCGCACUUGACAAUCUUUCAAAAAGCAUUCAAAAUACGCUGAACUUUGACCAAGAGCAGGGGAAAAGUCAGUAUGAUUUUCUGAAUAGAAGAUCCGGCCAUCCACUCAGCACAAUUGCUUUCCAGCAUUUCAUCAAUGCUUCGACUGAUACGGUUGCAAUUCCUGGUAUUCGCAAUGUCAUGCGAACCGAUAUGAUACGCGUCGCAUUCACAUCUACGCAGAGUUCUCACUUAAUGUACACCAUCCUCGGCGUAGGAAUGCUUCACUACAACCGGAUUUCUCCCAGUAAAGAAAGAUCUCUUGCAGAGUCUUAUCUCUGGCAAAAUGCAAUUCAGCUCUACCAAAAGGCCAUAUCUUGCAAAAUCCAGCCAGAUAACAUCGACGCCCUUCUAUCCACAUGCAUGCUCAUGGGCGUAAUGUCUAUAUGUCCCGAGCAAUUCGAGCCAACAGACUCGUGGGUCCUCACCAACAAACCUGAAGCGAUGAACUGGCUCGCAUUACAAAGUGGCAUGAAAGCCAUUUUAACGCUUGCAUCGCCCUAUCUUCCCGGCAGUAUCUGGGGCGACGCAUUCAAGGGCGUUGAUGAAACGGGGGAUAAAAUCUUCAAACAGGAUGAAGCAGAAGCUACCGGACGCGAGGGUCUAGAUUCCGAUUUGGCCGAUUUGUGUGGGAUCGAUGAAAAUAGUUCUGCUGCAACGAACGUUUAUUACGAGCCUUUGAGCUAUCUUUCCAGGCUCGUGAAGUUGCAACCUAGUGGACCUAAUGCUGCGCACUGUGCGUCGUUUAUGGGGAGGUUGGAGUGUGACUUCUUGGCUCUUUUGCGGAAUAGAGAUCCGCCUGCACUCAUUAUUUUGGCUCAUUGGAUGGGCCAUAUGUGUUUGUUGGCUGAAUGGCAGCCUUGGGUUGAGGGAAGAAUCAGGAAGGAAUGUGUGGCUAUCUGUAUGUUCUUGGAGUAUAGCACCGAUUCGAGGGUAUUGUUGCUGUUGCGAUUCCCCGCAGAGGCAUGUGGGCAUAAGCUUCGCUUUAUUUCAAAUCUCAGCUUGUACAGAGAAAACAUAACGAAUUAA
Messenger RNA from Penicillium verhagenii, 1371 nucleotides. RefSeq names its product Zn(II)2Cys6 transcription factor domain-containing protein. The transcript is spliced from 3 exons. Bases 1 to 1371 code for a protein of 456 amino acids. Gene Ontology annotation, biological process: regulation of transcription by RNA polymerase II. The record is from RefSeq and is a predicted model, not a curated record. NCBI's taxonomy places the organism in Eukaryota, Fungi, Ascomycota, Eurotiomycetes, Eurotiales, Aspergillaceae. Gene Ontology annotation, molecular function: zinc ion binding; DNA-binding transcription factor activity, RNA polymerase II-specific.